Emiliania huxleyi CCMP1516 is the source of this 520-nucleotide messenger RNA. RefSeq lists its product as hypothetical. NCBI's taxonomy places the organism in Eukaryota, Haptophyta, Isochrysidales, Noelaerhabdaceae. The record is from RefSeq and is a predicted model, not a curated record. The annotation marks the transcript as partial. The transcript has a single exon.
AUGUGUAAGGGCGUCAUGCCGUCGCCACUGCGGACAUACCCCGAUUACCGCAGCCUGCGGGACGAGAACGCAUUCCUACGAGGCAGAGUCAAGGAGCUCGACCUGCAGCACAAGGAUGCGGAGGUGGAACUGCAGGAGGGGCGCGAGGCGCGCGUCGCCCUCGCCGGCAAGGCCGCCGCCGACGCGCAGACCGCACACAUCAGCAUGUGCGAGCUGCAGGAGGAACGAGCGCAACAUCGGGAGUGCGCGCAACGGCUGCGCGACGAGCGGCUGGAGACUGCCAGACUCCAGUCCGAGAUUGCCGAGCUGCGCAUCAUCUCUUGCCGCCUUGCUCACGAGAGGCUAAGCCAAGCUGCGAGCGCACAGCAGGAGGCGGUGGUGCUUCGCGUCUCGCUCGCCGAGGCCGAGGAGGAGUCGUGCCGGUGGCGAACCGAGGCCGAAGCUCUCGGCGCAAGCCUCGCCGCCGCCCGGGCCGAGCUCGAGGAGCUUCGCACAACAGCCGCUGAGCUCACGGCGGCAA